AUGUAUCCUUGGAAAGGAGCCCUUUCCUGGGCCGAGUCAACUCAACUGCAAAUUGAUGCCCUGGGAUUGAUAACUAUCCUUGGGGUAGACGAGGUCAAUAUUAGUGUUGGCCGUCUCGUCUCGAGCCGUUAUGUCGAGUUCCUUCCGCUGCUCGGUGCCUUUGUGCUUGCAGGCAACCAUUUUACCAAGAAGCAGCCUAAUUUUGUUCUCUACAACCUUACGGAGGGUGUGAUGACUACAGAGCUCGCUGGCUGGUUUUCUCGGUGGCUGAAAGCGCAGGAAUUCCAUCAAAUUCACCAUAGGAUUCAGUGGGAGGCUCGAGACCUGGGAGGGUCGACGGCAUCACCCUGGACAGCACUGGCGGUGAGUGUACCUUGUAAUGGAAUCAUGGUGGCACUCACCGUGCUGUCAGCAGAUUGGUGGGGCUUCGUAAACGUCUUCGCCAUGCUUGCAUCGGUCGCCGUGCGAGUUGUGCUUGUAAGAGAGAAUCAGGCCGGCAUCGACAGAGCUAUCCAGGAAAGGUUCAAGGAGGAGGAGCCUAAAAACAAGGGCCAACUUGCGAAAGUUAUCGUGGUCACGGAUGAUUCCAAGGUCAUCACAAUGAAAAUCCCGCGUGUUCUUGUGGGGCGUAUCUUCACGCAAACCCCACAAGUCCCCCAUCCCAUUGCUUACGAGUGUUCACGUUGGAUAGGCUGGGUAGCCUUUGGGGUUCAAAUCAUCAGUCUUGGCAUGGCUUCGUUGCUGACACAGAUAUGCACUGUUGUUCUGAUCGUGCUAUCAACUGUCCUCACCGUUUUCAAAUUUGGCUGCGAUGACCGGCGACUGCGAACAUCUAUAAUAGAUGCAACGGGAAAGCAAAAACACUCUUCAGAAUUUCAGGAGAAUAUAAAAACACGGUGUUCCAUUUCUCCAGCACUGACUGCCAUCUGCUCGGAAUACCCUGACCACAACGACGGCUGGUUUCAAAGGGACAACGAGAACAACUCCUCAGAGAGUGGUGAUUACACCAGAAGUUCGGCGAACGAGGAAAAUCCUCCGCCCGGAUUACAUUCUGACGUGGAAGCGCAACGCGAAAAUGGUUCUGAUCAAGGCUCAAAAAGGCCAAGACGUCGUCAAAAUCUUUUUGUUUGGAUGGGCCUAUCUGAGAGCGAAUUGGUCCUCAUGGAAAACUGGAACCUUGUACCCCGCUUCCAGAAUGAGGAUUGGUGGAAAGAUUUCGAUGAGAAGUGCCAAAGCCCCGACGGUCGUGGCGAGAUUUUGCCGAUUUGCAUCCAACCCUAG
Messenger RNA from Fusarium poae, 1281 nucleotides. RefSeq lists its product as uncharacterized. The transcript has a single exon. The record is from RefSeq and is a predicted model, not a curated record. Bases 1 to 1281 code for a protein of 426 amino acids. NCBI's taxonomy places the organism in Eukaryota, Fungi, Ascomycota, Sordariomycetes, Hypocreales, Nectriaceae.